GACCGAUCCGUCUCCACUCCAGGUUCACUUCGCCUCUCCCUCGCCCUCUCUCUCUCCUUGCUUCUACCCCUCUCCCCUCCAGGCUCCAGGUGCCCUACCGCCGGACCGGCGCCCGCCUCAUGAAGGCCAAGGCAUCCGCCGCCGCCGCCGAGGAUGACGCCGAACCCAAGAAGAUCCGGUCCUCACGCAGUAAGCACCGCCGACGCCGUCACAGCCGCUCCUCCUCUAGGUCCGAAUCUCCGCCCCGCAAGCGCUCCAAGAAGAACAGCAAGAGGAUUCCUGACAAGAAGAGCAAGAGGAGCAAGGGCAGCCGCGGCGGCAGCCUUAGACGUCGGCACCAUAGUCUUAGCCAUAGCCGUAGCCUUAGUAGCAGCCCUUCCUCAGUAGCCCGACGCAGCAGCUCCUCAUGUAGCAGCAGCAGCGCCUCUGAGAGGUCGGUGAGCCCGCCACCCAGGAGCAGGUCCAGAGAUGUAAGGAGGAAAAAGGGCAGAGGGAGGGGCAGGGAGAGGGAUCGUAAGGGGAGAAAGUUGCGGAGAUCGGCAAGUUCAUCUAGCAUCUCAGCAAGCAGUGGCAGUAGCAGGAGCAAGAGCAGGAAGCGGAUGACUGUUGGUGGCACUAAGGAUCGCGCUACAACUACAAGGGAUAAGAUGGAAAAGGGCUACACUGAUCGCCGUUCUUGUCGGUCUGUCAUGAACGUGGACGAGCACGUUGAUGGGGAUGAAGACAGGCUCGCCAUUGCCAAGGUGGUGGACAAUGAUAUUGACAGGCACAAGAAGAAUUUGGAAUCGGAGAGCUCACCUUCCAAGAAUGCCAAUACAACAGAAGAGAAAGUACCUGCAAGUGGUGGAAAUUCAGAUGCCCAGGAUCUGGAGCUGAUUCUUAGGCAGAAAGCUCUUGAAAACUUCAGAAAGUUCAGGGCAGCAGCGACCAUGGGAGGCAAAACAGACAGUGGAGCUGCAGGGAAGGAAGCAUCAAUAGACGAUAGCGUACACAAUGCUGGCAUGGAGGUUGCUGAUGCCACACAUUCUCAGAGUCAGGAAACCAGUCUUGGAGCGAGGUAUUCUGCUGGAUCACCUAGAUCACAGAAUUUUGGGAAUGGUGCGAAUCGUUCUUGGAAGCAGGACAACGGUGCUGGCAUGAGUUGUGGUGGAUCACCCGGAUUACUUGAGCCUGCUGAGACUGGUGGCCCGACUCAACUGAAGGGAAGAGCAGAAGAAUCAACUCGUUUGGCUUCUCAGUUUUUGUCACCACGGGAUGCCAGGAAUGGCCGCAGUGUAAUGCAAAGGCUGGCGCCCCCUCCAGGUAGUUCUGCUAGUGUAAACCAAAUGUUAGGAAGCAGUGCAGGGCUGAAUCAUGUCGAUGGAGCUCCAAGGGUUAGAUCAGUUGUGAGCAUACCCGCUAGGGAAAGGCUUGAUGGUAGCACACAUACUACACCCCUUAGCCCCAGUGAGGAUUCUUCCCCUGUUGAAAGCGGCGGCAAAGUUGGACUCCCUCUGAAUGACACUAACAAGGCUGAAGGAACCAAUGGAGAGAACAGAAAAACAAGUGAAGCUUCGGCCUCUGACGGUUCCGUAUUGUCACCUACCGAAGACAAGAGCCAGGCUAGUAUUGAGGGUAAAGAUAGUUUUCAGAAGAAGACUUUCUCUAGAAUGCAUGAUGGAGAGACGGUGGAGGUGAGCUACAAAGUCUACAUACCCAAGAGGACCCCAGCCCUUGCAAGGAGGAAACUGCAGCGCUGAAAACGCCACAAUUCAUCAUCGGUCUUACUAUCUGCAAAAACUAUAGGUUUUGGCUGGAUAUACCUAUUCUGUGAACCACGAGUGCCCAGCAUACAUGCCUUAUGGAAUCUGGAUAUCUGUUGCUCAACUAAAUAAACAGUUUUCCUACAGCAAAUGUAUUAAUUGCCUGGGAUUGGGUGAUUGAGUCGUUGUAAUCAGCAAACGUGACGUCCAAUACUGAUGAAUCUGUCACCUGCAUCUAUUGCUGUUGGCAUAGUAGUAUUUUAGACAUGCAGUAGCUACCUUGCUGCAAGCGGACGUUGGACUUGGACAGACACUGCAGAAUGCAGAUGUGCCUGACUGUACUCUCUAGUCUGAGAUUGUUAAGCCUGAAGUUCAUAUUUCUGCUUU
Messenger RNA from Zea mays, 2129 nucleotides. RefSeq lists its product as uncharacterized. The transcript has 3 exons. NCBI's taxonomy places the organism in Eukaryota, Viridiplantae, Streptophyta, Magnoliopsida, Poales, Poaceae. The coding region runs from base 120 to 1739 and encodes 539 amino acids. The record is from RefSeq and is marked predicted.